CUUCUCUUCUCGCCCCCAGCACCGCCUGCUGCUCCAUGUCAACCCAUCCAGCGUUCGCUCGCUUCAUGGUUGAUUCCCAUAUCCCCCGGGUCGUGUAGCCUCACACUCGUUUAUCGCCACGCUCGUUUUAUUUCUGGUCUGCUCAAGACCCGUACCGCUGGCCAAACAUGAAGCCAGAUCAUGCUACCCUCUUCCUGCUCGCCUCCUUCGCCGCUGCUGUCCUCUCAGAAGAACUACGGCCACACGAUGUUCCCUUCGCCUGUGCCAAUAUCUGUGGGCCCAUAGUCGAGCUGACCUCUCUCUGCCGCGUCAACACCCCUGCGUCUGAGGAGCUGCGCCGCCUGAAGAGGAGGAGACUAGUCGGCGAUGGCCUUCGCGGCCCAAAUAGCACAAAGCGCCAGGGCCGCAACAGGAGAAGGGAAGCCGAAGAGGCACUACCGAACCACAAGCGUCAGGUCCAUGUCGGCUUUGAUGGCGGUAACACCGGUGGUGUCGUGGUGGGUGAAAACGGCAAUGGAAACGUGAUCGGAGAGUUCAAGACCAUCCCGUUCACUGCGACAACAGAUCCCGCCGCGGGAGCGCCGGGGGGGUUUCGAACCAUCCCUCCCGACAACACCAAUCAGCAGCAGCACCAGACUCACCCAACCACGCCGACGACAAGGCUUGACCUUCGUCCGACCACCACUCCGACAGUCAUCAACCUCAUUAUCGAGUCGCCCUCUUCAUCUCCAUCUCCAUCGCUUUCACGAACAAGCGCCUUGACGACGGCAAGCACGGCCAUCAUCUCGACUCCCGCAUACAAUCUCCCGGUAGGCGACGGUGGGCCGGCAACUGGCGUAGGAAUUGGGGAUGUCAUCAACGUGGACAACGGCAUUGGUGGCGACACUGACGACGAUGAUGAGGAGGAGGAGGAGGCUGCAGAGGAUACUGUUGACGAGGCAGAUGGCCCACUGCCCGACCAGGGGGCGCAGCGGGAGGCAGAGGGCCUCGAAACGGCCUGUACUUGCUCCAACGACAGCUUUGACGUCGCGCGGGUGAUAGCCCUAUGCGCUGACUGCAUUGAGCAGAUGAACGACCCAGAUGGUCCGAUGUCGACGAUUAUGCGGCAGUGUAAUUUCACCCCCGAAGAGUACAUCCCCGCGAAGGAUUCGGUCGCCGCCAACGUGCGUGUCCAGGCGGCCAGGCCCUUGUUGCCGGGUCAGUCGGCCGCAUCUAGGCCGAUCACGGCUGUGGGCUGCUGGGCUGGCGCGAUUGUAACAGUAGUGACGGUCGCUACGAUCGUGAUGUAGAUGUCCUGUCGCCGAUUGGAUGCGGAUAUUUUAAUAGCACAGCAUUAUGGUCGAUGGAUCAUGGCUUUCCAACCACUUCUUUUGCCUGUCCUCACUAAUACUGUUCCCUCCUGACAAGACAGAUAACCAGGCAUAAACCGGCCAAUGUGUUUUCUCCUGACGUCCCUUGACACAUGGGGCUAUUUGAGAACGCGUACAAACAUGAUUGGCGUUAAAUCUUCAAGCGAGGACAUGCAUGCAGCGUGACCAACGUGCUGCGUUACAUUGCGUUGGGGGAACAUUAUGCAUCAUCCUGUCCUCCACGCCAGCGGCCAGGGGCCCCGACCCUCGAAGAAGCAGGCGACAUGCUAAAUUU
Molecule: messenger RNA, 1644 nt
Organism: Sodiomyces alkalinus F11
Lineage: Eukaryota; Fungi; Ascomycota; Sordariomycetes; Glomerellales; Plectosphaerellaceae
Exons: 2
Coding region: 168-1289 (373 amino acids)
Source: RefSeq, a predicted model, not a curated record